Molecule: messenger RNA, 3066 nt
Organism: Dothidotthia symphoricarpi CBS 119687
Lineage: Eukaryota; Fungi; Ascomycota; Dothideomycetes; Pleosporales; Dothidotthiaceae
Exons: 2
Coding region: 110-2737 (875 amino acids)
Source: RefSeq, a predicted model, not a curated record
CAGGAUACCGCGCAUAACGACCCUUUUUCUCGACCGAGGGACGCACUGGCUUGGAUGAUCGUGUUCCGGCAUUAAUAUACUAACAACAGCAUUAUUCAACCUUGUCGCCAUGGCUCCUUCGCCGCGCAAACGCGCGCCGCCUGCUUCGUUUCAACAGACAUGGAACGACACUGAUGCCGCCUUCCUCGACACGAGCGCCCUCCCCGUAUCCAAGAUCCCCCGAGGCUGGGAACGCAAACAAGAAAUCAAGAAGGCCGGUGACGGCAAGGAGAAGAAGAUCUGGCGAAGAAUUAGCCUCCGGUCGCGUGGGCUACCCGCGACAGAGGGGGACGAGGAAGAAGAGGAACACGAUGCGCGGUCGCGAGCAGUAAAGAGACGGCAGCACAUGAGCCCCAAGACUAUGGAAAAAACGAGCACUGCACCCAACAGCAAGACGCGCGCCUUCAAAGCGACGCGUUGGGAUCGACGGAAGAGCGUCCUGCCCAGAAAGAGAGCUACACGGAGUUCCGCGGUCGACGUAGAGGCGGUGAGCGAUAUUGAAGACACGACAGACCCAAACAUGGCCAACGAUAGCUCCACAGAUGUUGAUAUGGCCGGCGUCCAGACGGUAGCACCAGCCCGAACUCUGCAACCAAACAGUGAGGACAAGAGGACAUCGUUCACAUUUACAAUGGAGGCGGAGACAGUCGAGGAUCUUCCUGAUUACGAGAGCUUGGAUGGUUUUGAAGACGCCACUCUUGGUGCUGAGCCAUCACCAGUAGAGGAUGCCACAAUCAACAUACUUUUCCGUUCGCCAGCUAAGACAGUUCCGACACAGCCCUCCAGGUCCCCGGAGAAGGUGGAAUAUCCUGAAUUGCCUGGCAACGAUAACCAAGGGGCUGGAAGUGAACUUGACAUGGCCGGAGACGACCUUGCUGCAGACCAAGAUCUCCACGAGGACAUUGUUCACCAGCAGACGAAGCUUCUUGAGCCUCAGACGGAAGAACAAGCCCCGGGCAUUUCGGAGCGCUCUGACCCAGGUCCAUCACCAGAUUCAAAUGAGAUUGCCUAUCCAACUCUGCCGAUAGAGAUAAUUUCGACAGAACCUUUGGCCGACCACAACAGCGAACGCAAGGAUGUAGAAAUGUCUGAGAUUGAGUUGGACAUGGAGACCAGCCAGGACCACCAAGUAGAAGACGAACAUAAUGGCUCUGCCGUUUCCAAUUCAUCUAAAGAAGGGUCUGUUGACGAGGACUCCACCGAAGCCUCGAUACAAUUGGACAUUCAACGACAAUGUAAUAUGUCUUUGGAAGAGGAGCACUCCGAGGAUCCUCAAGCUUCACCUCAAGUAACGCCUAAAGAAACUCCACUAGACGACAUUGCCACUGGACUCCGACUCACACCGGCGAAACUCCCAGCAGCCGAAGCCACACCACGAAGACUACAUUCUCCACCCCCACCACCCCAGAGCGAGUCUGGUCCAGAUGACAUGACAAUGACUGUCGCCAUGGACGACGACACGGCUAUUUUGAAAAACUUUCUUAACCGCGCUGCUGCAAGCAAGGCGGAGAGAGAGACAUUUGUCCAUCGUCGCGAAUCGCUGCAAAACCGCCGCGAUUCAGAUGUCGUGAGAGGUGCGCUUUCAUCGCCCCGUAAAAUUCUGGCAGACAAGGAUCCCAAUUCACCAUCGAAGUAUGACGCUGGUGUGGCAUUGGAUCUCUCUCAAACGCUUACACUGAGCGCGGACAAAGACCUUCCUGCGUCCCAGGUCCUGGAGCAAGCAGAAGCAGAAGACAGCCCAGAGGCUGAUUCAACACAAGGUUCGAGGCGAUCAUCUCGAGCGAAAAAGUCACGUUUGCCUGCUCCGGCUUCAGCAUCGCAAGCCCAAACGUCAAAGAUUGCUAUUCGACGUACCGAUGGGAGCGAGCACGUCGUGCUCAAGAAAAGUGACGCACAGGAGCUUGCCAACAUUACUAGGGUCAACACGCGCAAGAACAAACAGGGGGCUUUCGGCGUGCAUGUGCGCCUCCUCAAGCUCGCGAUGGAAUCCUACGGUCUCCCCCCUGUAGAUGAAUCCACCAGGGAGAUUGUGCUUGGAAAGAACAUUCGCUGGGACGAGCAGCUGGCAUACUAUCAGGAAAACACAGACAACGCCGCGAACCAGCUCGCAGAGGCUGAAUCUCUAGCUACGCCUGAUGAGCUCAGCCUGCCAACUCCAUCAUCCAUUCCAAGCGUCACCCCCAAGCCCAAGGCUUCAAAAGAUCCCAAAGACUCCAAGGACAAACAAUCAACACCCAAAGUCCGCAGAGUCCGUGGCCUCGGCACAGCAAACGGCACACCAGGAAAGGGUCUCCUCGCACCGGCUUCCCUACUCCCCGACGCCGUCCAGGAAGAGAAGGACGCAGCCUCCACACAACCACAAAGACUCCCCAAACCAAAGUCGAGCAAGCUCAAGAAACCAUCCACAGAAUCCUCGACACCGGUUGACACGAAGCUCGCCACACUGGAAAUCACGCCCAUAGGCAUUGACCCUACCAAGGAACGCAAGAGUCGUCUUGCCACGCCGAAAAAGGUCAAACUCCCUCAACCCACAUCCGCAACUGUGGCGGUGGAAGGCAAGGAAAAUCCCCAACGCUCUGGCCUUGGUCUGGGGGAUGCUACGCCUAAGAAGGGCAUUCCUGUACCUAGGGUUGUUAUCCCGCCGCCUGCUGUUGGCAUGGAGUCUGGACUGCCGAGGCGGAGAGGGCGGAAGGUGUAGACGAACGUGCACUUCUUCUUUUUGGGAUGUUGGAGGGGUUUCAACAGUGUGUUUAGCAUUUGAUCUUUUUACGAUUUGUCAUGAUAUUGUUUUGUGUUUGGAGUUUUAUACCUUCUUCUUCUACUACUACUUCUUUGGCAUGUAGAGCGCGUUAAGCAAUGGUUUUGCUUUUCUUUGGUGUUUGGAUCUAUGCAUUGGAUAGAGUGCAUUACUCGGCGUUUCGAAGUGGGGUUGGUUUGGUAGAUGGGACGCUACUACUACUAUUUGUUUUUCUGGAGUCGAAAGGCAUACUUUUAGAUAAUCUGAUCAAUAGCUUCAACAGCGUAUUU